UAUCUGGAUUCAAGAGGGUCACAACACCUUCCUGAAACCCACAGCCUCUUUCUCACCUGAAAGAAUAACCCUACAAAGCUCACAGAAUGUGUGAUGCAUUUGUAGGUACCUGGAAACUCGUCUCCAGUGAAAACUUUGAUGAUUACAUGAAAGAAGUGGGAGUGGGUUUUGCCACCAGGAAAGUGGCUGGCAUGGCCAAACCCAACAUGAUCAUCAGUAUAAAUGGAGAUGUGAUCACCAUUAGAUCAGAAAGUACCUUUAAAAACACUGAGAUUUGCUUCAAACUGGGCCAGGAAUUUGACGAAUUCACCGCAGACGACAGAAAAGCCAAGAGCAUCAUAACCUUAGAUGGGGGUGCCCUGAUACAGGUGCAGAAAUGGGAUGGAAAAUCAACCACCAUAACAAGAAAAUGUGAGGGUGAUAAGUUGGUGGUGGAAUGUGUCAUGAACAGCGUCACUUCUACCAGGGUUUAUGAGAGAGCAUAAGCCAAAGGACAUAGACCUGGGCUGAAGUUUGUAUCAAACUCUACAACAUUUCUGGAUGUGUUGUUCAAAAAGAUAAUUAUUGUUUUCGCUAAAUAGCAGGCAAUUUAUUGAAUAUGAUUGUAUUGAUUAAAUAAAACUUUUUAGAUGUAGAAGGUGGUGUAACUACAUAUUUAUUGUAUAGGAUAAUUCUACACUCAUGAGUGAGUGAAAAAAUAAAAACUCUGCAUUA
Molecule: messenger RNA, 714 nt
Organism: Chinchilla lanigera (long-tailed chinchilla)
Lineage: Eukaryota; Metazoa; Chordata; Mammalia; Rodentia; Chinchillidae
Gene: Fabp4
Product: fatty acid binding protein 4, adipocyte
Exons: 4
Coding region: 87-485 (132 amino acids)
Biological process (GO): fatty acid transport
Cellular component (GO): cytosol; nucleus
Molecular function (GO): fatty acid binding
Source: RefSeq, a predicted model, not a curated record